AUGUUGCUCAGCUGUACAUAUGCUGUUCUUGACUAUGCACAAACUGGUCUAGUUGCUGCAGUGUUUUUCUUUAAAAUGAUGGAAUGGUGGUACCAAUCCGCUGAGGAGAGAAUGUCAGCUCCAACUGUGUAUCCUCCACCACCGCCUCCUCCACGCCCAAAGGUAGCCAAAGAGGGGAUUCCACUUCCACCUGAUAGAACAUUGUGUUCGUUGUGUUCACAGAGGCGUGCAAAUGCAUCGGUACUGGUAGUUUCAGGGUUCGUCUUUUGUUAUGCUUGCAUAUUUAAGUAUGUUUCUCAGUACAAGCGCUGCCCAGUCACAUUGAUGCCUGCAACAGUGGACCAGAUUAGGAGGCUCUUUCACGAUUUGUAA
Messenger RNA from Ilex paraguariensis (yerba mate), 372 nucleotides. The record is from the annotation of a GenBank genome assembly. Lineage: Eukaryota; Viridiplantae; Streptophyta; Magnoliopsida; Aquifoliales; Aquifoliaceae.